GUUGACAAUAUACCCAUUAAAUUAAACACUGCAGCUAUUCUGAGGGAGGGAGCCCUCUAUCAGCGCCAAGUGGAACAGGAGAUCAAGAGAAUUGAAAAUUUGCAACAAGGGGCUGGAGACCCAUAUGAAUUCUUGGAAUGGCAAAAACAGAUGCGUGGGAAAGAUUUGGAAGAACAGCUGGCUGAAAUAGAGUGUAGGAGGCUUCAAGGGAAACUGAGUCAUGAAGAAGCAGUUCUAGCCCGUCAGAAUGUAAUUCAGGAAAAUAAGAAGAAAGCUGAUCUCCUGAGAGAAGAGAAAGCAGACCUGAUGCAUCAGUGUGCAGAGAAACGUCUACAGGAACAGAAAGAGAUGAGAGAGCUGGUGGAGCAGGUCAUGGAAGGACACAAGAAUGUAAAGCAAGUAAAAACAGAGCUCCAGGAACACAAACGGCAGAUAGUUCAGAAAGUUUGUGAGGAAAGAGAAGAACUUGUUCGGAGAGCUUUAAAAGAAGAGGAGGAGAGGAUUAGGAAAAGAUACGAACUAAUCCAACAAAUACGAGCUCUUGAGUCUUUACCCAUCAUCAGACACAAGUUUGUUGACUUAACAGAGACUGGUGGCCAUGGUUUAAUUGGUGAAAUGUCAAUAGUGGAGCUACGUGAACGCCUCGCUCUGCUCAAAGAAGCACAGAAGGCAGCAGAGGAAGAGAAAAGAGACCAGAUAAUUCAUGAAAAACAAGCUAAGGAACAACUUCUUCUAGACAAACUGGACCAGAUUUCCCUGUUCAGAGCAGAACUUGGACGAGCAGCUGCUUUAAAGCAAGAAGAAAAGAAAAGAAAGCCCCAGAGUGGUGAAAGGCUCAGGAAAGAUGAACGCAUUUUAACCUUGCAGAAGAAGAUUGUAGAAAGAGCAAUGGAGCGUAAAAAGCAAGCAGAACUCUUCAAGAUUAGUGCCCAGAAAACCAGCAUCGCAUCAAGGAAGGAUUCUUGGCAAUGGAACCAUUGGAAAGAACUGGAAGAGAGUCGGGAAAGACAGUUCAAAACCCGUCAGCAUGGCUUCAUGGCCAGAGAGAAGGGCUGGCUGUGA
Molecule: messenger RNA, 1062 nt
Organism: Acanthisitta chloris (rifleman)
Lineage: Eukaryota; Metazoa; Chordata; Aves; Passeriformes; Acanthisittidae
Gene: CFAP99
Product: cilia and flagella associated protein 99
Exons: 7
Source: RefSeq, a predicted model, not a curated record